UAUUUUGAAACCGACGAUGGUUGCCUUGAUUUAUUUUGUUUUUUUAGUCGCUAUUUUUGAGAGUGCUCAUUCCAUUGCUGUGCCGUCUUCUUCAAAACUAAAGCUAGUGAUCGAUCAAGAUGGUGGAGCAGACGAUGCUAUGGCAAUAUUUAUGGCUCUGUUGAACGAAAAAUAUUAUAAUGGCCCAAAAGUAAUAGCAAUAACAACAACCCAUGGCAACGUCGGGGAAGACCAAGUAUUUAACAACACCCAAAGAAUCCUCACAGUGGCUGACAGGAGAGAUAUUCCAAUAUACAGAGGCAAUAAAAAAUCUUUGAUUAUUGAUUCAGAAUCUGAUUAUUUCUUUGGUUACGAUGGUCUUGGUGACAACGGCAUAGACACAUUUGAAUCCAUACGUGCUCAGAAGGAACCAGCUGUCAUCGGGCUUAUAGAGUUGUCCAAAAAAUAUUCAGGAAGCCUUGUAGUAGUUGCUUUGGGAACUCUUACCAAUAUCGCACUAGCAUUGCGAUCCGAUCCCAAGUUUUUAUCGAGGCUCUCACAUCUUUACGUUGGUGCUGGAAAUAUUUACAGCGACAACUCUACAGAACCAGAAUUCAAUGCACAUAUGGACGUGGAAUCGUAUUACAUAGUAGCAAAUGAGAGUAUACCAGACAAAGUAACAAUCAUACCUUACUCGCAGAUACGGAAAUACCAAACAAUAAGCAAGGACUGGAGGCUAAAUGUUUUAGGUUCCAUAGAUACAAAAAUAAUGCAAGCCCAAAACCAGUUUGAGCAGAGAUCAAUUUCAGUCGUCACUUCUUGGUGCCUAUUGGACCCAGCCGUGAUGGGUAUCGUGUUGAAUGGAACUUCAAUUGUCACAGAAUCUCGAUAUUCCAAUAACAGUAUUAUAUUAACUGGCGAUCAAAGAGGUAUAAAUACAAACGAUUUUACGACGAAAGACGAAGCCAACGCUCGUGUUAUAUACGAAGUCAGUAAAGAACCCUUCAAACAAUUGUUAUAUAAUUUAUUCUCAGCGGAGUUAAGCACUUAAGAUUCUGACUAAAACUGAGAGAGAAACUAUGAAAUAAAUAUAUUUGUGAAAUUUAUAGGUUUUAAAUUAUUUUUAUAAUACAAUGAUUCCAUACUUC
Melitaea cinxia (Glanville fritillary) is the source of this 1127-nucleotide messenger RNA. Its product is annotated as probable uridine nucleosidase 2. The transcript has 8 exons. Gene Ontology annotation, molecular function: hydrolase activity, hydrolyzing N-glycosyl compounds. The record is from RefSeq and is a predicted model, not a curated record. Bases 17 to 1030 code for a protein of 337 amino acids. Lineage: Eukaryota; Metazoa; Arthropoda; Insecta; Lepidoptera; Nymphalidae.